AUGUCUGACGAUACAUCAAAACUUCCUGUCCUUCAAAAAGAACACCCAAACUCACGUAAAGCUAAAAGAAAGGCAAAAGAGGAGCAACGAGAUACAAAACUAAAGAUGGAAAAAAAAUUGCAUCGUGUUCUUAAGCAAACUCCUUUAGUUGAUAUGGUUAAAUGGUUUAGGGAUGGCAUAACAGCUCUUGGAAUUAAUGAAACAAACAUUAGAGUUGUAACUCAAGAAGAAUUAUUUGUUCUUGCUGUUAAUUAUUCUUGUAGGAAAGAUUUAGAGUAUGAUGACAUAGACGAUAAAAUUAAAAAAAUGCUUCAUGCCACGUCUUCAAUACAAAACAAAAGAGAUCGUAUUUUAGAAGAAAUAUCCAAUAUGAGAAAAGCUUUGAUUGGAGGAGUGGACAUUCCGGAUUUACUUGAUAUAGAUAAUAUCAAAUUUAUUUUAACUGUUCGUGAUAUUUAUGUUACUAUUAAACAAUCUCUGAAAUUAAGAACAGUAAAGUAUGCUAUGAAAGAUACUCUUCCAUUGACUACUGGUGUUGAGCUUGCUAUUAAGAAAUUUGAAAGAAAAUUUGAUUGA
Entamoeba dispar SAW760 is the source of this 576-nucleotide messenger RNA. RefSeq lists its product as uncharacterized. The transcript has a single exon. The coding region runs from base 1 to 576 and encodes 191 amino acids. Gene Ontology annotation, cellular component: nucleus. The record is from RefSeq and is a predicted model, not a curated record. Lineage: Eukaryota; Evosea; Mastigamoebida; Endamoebidae.